AUGCUGGACCGGGGUACUCCCCCGCGCCGUAAGUGUCUGCGAUUUUGCUCGGUGUUCGGGAUCUUGAAACUUUGGGAUGGGAAGGCGCUGCGGCGUAGCAUCAAGGGGACGGACGCAAUGCGCAGGCAGGUAGAACUGCUGAAAAAAAUAUCGGUCUGCCAACCACGUGCCACUGAGCCUGAGGCAUCUCGCCCCGAUGUUCACGCUGACUCGGACCCGUUGGCAAUGCACUCGUCGAAGUGUGGUAUGGCCUUGCGCCUGUUUGUCCACGUAUCGCAAGAGAACGUAUCGGAAGCAGAUCAUGAGCCAUCUGGGCAUGGGGCGGGGUCAGGUCAACAGAGUGGAGAGGACAGGCAAGCCAAUUUGACCGAUAACACAGAAGUGUUUUUCCGUACCAUGAAGGAUGUAUGGCUCGAGGGUUCAAGUUCAAUGGCUCAACGUCAACCGUGGAGGAGCGAAAGGAAACAUUUCGAGCUCCGCUUAGGAAGGCGGCGCCGCAUACGAGCGCUUCGAUGGCUGACCGACUUCCAGCGUUCGACCAAAUUGUUGCUGCCGGUGUCCGCUGCUCUUCUCCUCAUCCUAAUCUUCACUAUGGUUCGUAAAGCUAAUAGUAAUGACACGCGGGCAUGGGGACUUACUUCCUAUGACGUCGCGACUCGCUCGGACUCGCAACAGAAUCUGUCAAUCACAGCGUCACUAAAUCAUCUGCGACGUUGUGUACCACCAGCGAGCACUCAGCACAAGAGGGACGAAGAAAUAGCAGUGUUCCGUCACCGCGCUAGCUGGCUGAAGCGGCAGUUACCCGAGGCUGUCAAUGGCAAGGGUUCCGGUAGCUGGGCAGACGAUCCACAAUUCCCCUUGUCCCAAUCGAUAAGUAUGGAUCGACAGAUACGUCUAAACCUGCCUAUCGCCCACUCUAUCACUGUUAUAGAGGAGGAUCCUCACACUGUAACCGCGGAUAAACUUGCUUCAAAUGGUACGAAUGGCUUGCCCGAGCUCCCGAUCCCUCCCGUUUCUACUCAACACUCACAUGCUGCUGACUAUUUCACUGGGGGCAAAACCGAUCACGACAUAAUUCUAGAAGCCCUCGUCAAGAAAUCAUUCAUCAAACGCUUCAUUGCGGAGGACGUCCCCGCGCAGACAAGAUUAUGUGUGCCGCUCGAUUACAAUUACGGCGAUAUCCACGCUGAGGAGAUGCUGUGGUCGUCCGUUCGUUCAUGGCCAAGUGGCAGAUUGCGUACAAGGCGCUCAGCGCGAAAUGCAGAAAUGGGCAGAGCUACAGCUCUUGAACGGAAGAAACGAAAAGUCAGUGACGACAGCAGCGAUGAUGGUGAAGAUGGUGAUGGAAAAGCUGGUGCUGACGACUCUUCCGGUGAGAACGUUGACUCGGACGAGGAUGUCACGGUGCACGUCACGAAGUACCUCGCGUACGCGCGGGCUUUGGCGCUCCUCGGCGACUACCAGAUGUUGAACACAUAUAUGGGCACCACCGUCGAAGACGACAGAGACACUGCUAAACGCAGAUGCAUUGGCCCCCGACGAAAAUAUCUCGAGCAUCGAGGGCGGUCCUCAUGUGCAGCAACUCGCGGUUUACCAGAGCUCGGAGGGUAA
Messenger RNA from Rhodofomes roseus, 1611 nucleotides. RefSeq lists its product as uncharacterized. Bases 1 to 1611 code for a protein of 536 amino acids. Lineage: Eukaryota; Fungi; Basidiomycota; Agaricomycetes; Polyporales; Fomitopsidaceae. The record is from RefSeq and is a predicted model, not a curated record. The transcript has 11 exons.